CCUCAUCAGCUGUGACAGGCUCCGUGGUAGCGCCGCGCCGCUCACUAACCCGGCCACCGCUCGUUACCGUCAAUUUACAGAAAUGGAUUUUAGCUCGAGAGGAGAGAGCGAGAGUCCGAGCGGCACGCACGGCGCGUGGUUGUAGAGCGAGAUCAAAAGGCGCGUGGUGUGCGCGCGGCGGCCGCCUCAGAUUUCUCCUCUCUCCUCUCCCGUGGACGAACGCCGCUCUCAGUGGCGCCUGCUGCCUCGUAAAGAAGCCGCGGUCCUGUUCUGCUCUUCUGUGUUCGCUUGUCCGUGUGAGUUCAGUUGUGUGAGUGUGUGUAUGUGGUUCGCGCGCGUGAACCGGCAAGAAUCAAACACCGAACAGGCCAGCGCGAGCGAGUCGGCGAGGCAGCCCGCGAGCGCUCAGCUAGCGACCGUACGUUCCGCCGCCAGAGAUGGUCACGUCCACACCGGGGAUCCUUCUGCUGCCGAUGCUAAUAUGUCUCCAGCACUGCAGCGGAGCUCACGGUGCCAAGACGGAAUGUGAAACGAGUCAGUUUCAGUGUGGAAAUGGUCGCUGCAUCCCGUCUGUGUGGCAGUGUGACGGAGAUGAGGACUGCACGGAUGGCAGUGACGAGAACUCAUGUGUUAAAAAGACUUGUGCAGAAGUGGACUUUGUGUGUCACAACGGCCAGUGUGUCCCAAAGCGGUGGCACUGCGACGGGGAGCCAGAUUGUGAGGACGGUUCUGACGAGAGCUUGGAAAUCUGCCACAUGAGGACCUGCCGCGUGAAUGAGUUUAGUUGCGGAGCAGGCUCCACACAGUGCAUCCCCAUCUUCUGGAAGUGUGACGGAGAGAAGGACUGUGACAGUGGAGAGGACGAGGUCAACUGUGGAAACAUCACUUGUGCACCAAACGAGUUCACAUGUGCGAGUGGCCGCUGCAUCUCCCGGAACUUUGCGUGUAACGGUGAGGACGACUGUGGCGACGGCUCUGAUGAGGUGGACUGCGCUCCGUCCUCUUGCGGUCCCAGUGAGUUCCAGUGUGGCAACUCGUCGUGCAUUCCAGUCAGCUGGGUGUGUGACGACGACGUCGACUGCCAGGACCAGUCCGAUGAGUCUCCAUCUCGUUGUGGCCGUCACCCGACCCCACCAGCCAAGUGCUCCACCAGUGAGAUGCAGUGCCGCUCAGGGGAGUGCAUUCACAAGAAGUGGAGGUGUGACGGAGACCCUGACUGCAAGGAUGGCAGCGAUGAAGCAAACUGUCCUGUGCGUAACUGUGGGCCAGAGCAGUUCAAAUGUGAUGAUGGAAGCUGCAUCCUGGGCAGCAGACAAUGUAACGGCCUCAGAGACUGCGCGGAUGGAUCGGAUGAAGCCAACUGCAAGAACGUGACUCAGUGUAAUGGCCCAGAGAAGUUCAAAUGUCGCAGUGGGGAGUGCAUCGAGAUGAGCAAAGUGUGCAACAAGGCCAGAGACUGUCCCGACUGGAGUGAUGAACCCAUUAAGGAAUGCAAUCUUAAUGAGUGUCUCCUGAACAACGGAGGCUGUUCUCAUAUCUGCAAAGACAUGGUGAUUGGCUUUGAGUGUGACUGUACACCUGGACUCCAACUCAUAGACCACAAGACCUGUGGAGACAUCAAUGAGUGUCUGAACCCUGGCAUUUGUAGUCAGAUCUGCAUCAACCUUAAGGGAGGAUACAAGUGUGAAUGCCACAACGGCUACCAGAUGGAUCCGACCACCGGCGUCUGCAAGGCUGUCGGUAAGGAGCCCUGCUUGAUCUUCACCAACCGUCGUGACAUCCGUCGUCUGGGUCUGGAGAGGAAAGAGUACACUCAGAUUGUGGAGCAGCAGAGGAACACGGUGGCUCUGGAUGCAGACUUUAACCAGCAGAUGCUUUUCUGGGCUGACCUGGGCCAGAAGGCCAUAUACAGCACUGUGCUGGAUAAACGUGGUGAUGUUGGCGCCCACAAGAAAGUGAUAGACAAUGUCCAGACUCCAGUGGGAAUCGCAGUGGACUGGAUUUACAAGAACUUGUACUGGUCUGAUCUCAGCACCAAAUCUAUUUCUGUUUCCAACUUUAAUGGAACCAAGCAGAAAGCCCUGUUCAACCGAGGCCUCAAAGAACCUGCCUCCAUUGCUGUGGAUCCACUGUCUGGGUUUCUGUAUUGGUCUGACUGGGGUGAGCCUGCCAAGAUUGAAAAAUCUGGUAUGAAUGGAGUGGACAGACAAGUCCUGGUGGCAACCGACAUCCAGUGGCCUAAUGGAAUCACACUGGAUCUAAUCAAAGGCAGGUUGUACUGGGUCGACUCGAAGCUGCACAUGCUCUGUAGCGUCGACUUGAACGGGGACAACAGGAAGAAAGUGCUGCAGUCUCCAGACUACCUGGCUCAUCCCUUCGCACUCACUGUUUUUGAGGACCGAGUCUUCUGGACAGAUGGUGAAAAUGAAGCCAUCUACGGGGCAAACAAGUUCACCGGCUCUGACGUGGUGACGCUGGCCAGCAACCUGAAUGACCCCCAGGACAUCAUAGUGUACCACGAGCUGAUUCAGCUAUCGGGUACGAACUGGUGCACAGAGAAGGGGGAAAAUGGCGGCUGCAGCUACAUGUGUCUGCCUGCACCGCAAAUCAACAAGCACUCCCCCAAAUACACCUGCGUGUGUCCAGAGGGACAGGAGCUGGCUGCCGACGGCUUACGCUGCAGACCUGACCCUUCUUCCAAAAGUCCCUCAAAGGAUGAUGGGAAAGCUCUAAUACAGCCGCCCCCAGAAGCCAAUGUAAGCACUUCGAUUCAAGUGAACUCCACAGCCAGAGGCUCUACUGCAGCCUGGGCCAUACUUCCCGUCUUGCUCAUAGCGAUGGCAGCAGCAGGCGGGUACCUGAUGUGGAGAAACUGGCAACUAAAGAACCAGAAGAGCAUGAAUUUCGACAACCCCGUCUACCUAAAGACAACAGAAGAAGACCUCAACAUCGACAUCACCCGGCACGGCGCCAAUGUGGGACACACUUACCCUGCGAUCUCGAUAGUAAGCACAGAGGACGAUUUAUCCUGAUCGUGUUGGGUUUUUUUUGAUUUGUUUUUGUUAUUUUCUCCACGGCUGCCGGUAUUGUGGCAUGGCGCCUCCUCGUUUCCAUGCCGGCGGUUGUCCAUAGCAGCAGCAGCAGCAGCAGCAGCAGCCCUUACAGUACGACCACAUGCCUUCUGAAGUGCAUUAUAUUACCUGUGGCAAUGAGGAAAUGUUAUUUAUUAUGUGAAUAUUGCAAUGAAGUGUGUCACAAACGCUUUCCACUCAGCAUCCGAAGUGUUAAGGAUAUUAUUUUAUUUAUUUUUUUCCAUUUGGUGUUUAUAAUUUUUGGCCACAGAAAGCUUCCUGUCAGUUCUCUGCCUCACUCUCUUAAAGGACAUCAUUUCUAUUUUCACAACAGACGAGAAGAGAUGAACAUCAAGAGUCUGAUGGCCUCUUAGGGGACUGUCUGUGUUCAGACUGAACUACAAGACAGAUUUUCUCUCCGCUAACUGUCCUAAACAUGAUGUGAAACUGGAUCUGAGCUCCAUGGACUUCACAUGGCAAAAGUUUGAAGAUGGUGCGAGACUAGAGCAUCAAGCGUUGCUUAGGACUGAGGCAGUAGCUGGGGAAAUUUGAUCCAAACUUUAUUUUCAUCUGAUCACAUUUGAAUAUUUAGUCAUAUUUUGGGCAGUAAUAACUAAAAUAUGUAAGUUUUCUUUUUUCAGUUUUCCUGAACUGCAUUCUUACAGUCUAAUCUCCUUAUUGUUAUUAUUAUUGAUGUUCAUAUUAUUAUUGUUACUGGAGCUCUGUUAAAAAUGACCAUGGUCGCAGCAUUUGUAAACAGUGUAUAUAAUUACCCAUCACCCCUCAGAGACAUGACAUCUGACCAGGACUCUUCAAUGCACUUUGAUCAAAUGUUCUUGUGUAAAUAAGAUUGUAUACAUUUGACUUGAAAUCAACUUUUUGCUAUGGUUGGGUAUCGUACCAGGGUUAGAGUUCAGAUGUAUUUAAGAAGACAAAAAAAAAAAAACACAACUGAAUUUGGUAAAACUAUUUUGUAUGUUUGUGUGCUGUUGCUGUGAACUUUUCUAGCCUUGUACAGUGAAGGGGGAACACAAUAAAAACUAAAGAGCUCUGUAUCUGUGACACAAACUGAUUCGCAAUCACUUUGAAAUUAAAACCUAAACCACAACAUUGUUCAAAA
This is a messenger RNA of Mugil cephalus (flathead mullet), 4191 nucleotides long. RefSeq names its product very low density lipoprotein receptor (gene vldlr). NCBI's taxonomy places the organism in Eukaryota, Metazoa, Chordata, Actinopteri, Mugiliformes, Mugilidae. The transcript is spliced from 20 exons. Gene Ontology annotation, molecular function: protein binding; calcium ion binding. The record is from RefSeq and is a predicted model, not a curated record. The coding region runs from base 438 to 3032 and encodes 864 amino acids.